Molecule: messenger RNA, 2787 nt
Organism: Solanum dulcamara
Lineage: Eukaryota; Viridiplantae; Streptophyta; Magnoliopsida; Solanales; Solanaceae
Product: cation/H(+) antiporter 24-like
Exons: 2
Coding region: 533-2557 (674 amino acids)
Biological process (GO): proton transmembrane transport; regulation of pH
Cellular component (GO): endomembrane system; membrane
Molecular function (GO): antiporter activity
Source: RefSeq, a predicted model, not a curated record
CUGUGUUACCACUUUUUACGCCUCUCCAAUCCAUUGUAGGAUGAUCAUGUUGCAAUAUUGAUAUGGUUUUUUAAUGAAUUGAAUGAAAACAGAGCAUAAUGUCAAAGUUGAACCUCACAGAAGACCAUUACUUCUUAGACAAAGGGCUUGUAAUAUGUUGGGAUAUGCAUCCUCCCCACACCUUCGGUAUAUUUUCAGGAAAAAAUCCGUUGCAAUUCUCUUUUUCCCUUGUCUUGUUAGAGAUCUCCACCAUUAUCGCCAUCUCCCGUCUUAUUCAUUAUCUUCUCAAGCCUCUCCGCCAGCCAAGAGUCAUUUCCGAGCUUCUAGUAAGUAGACUUCUUACCUUUUUCAGUUUUCAACAAAUACUAAUAUAAGUGAGUACAUUAUACUUAGUGGUUUGAAUUUUGUUUUGAAUCUUAAGGGUGGAAUAAUCGUAGGCCCAUCUAUUUUGAGCCGAAGCAAGGGAUUUCACAACUUUAUCUUUCCAGAUACUGCUGACUAUGCACUAAAAAAUAUUGGACUGAUUGGUUUUAUGUAUUUCCUUUUCAUAUCUGGUGUAAAGACAGAUUUGACACAGAUAAAGAAAGUUGGAAAGAAACAAUGGUACAUAGCCCUAUUUGGUGUGUCCGUUCCCAUGUUAUGUAGUCUUUUUAUUGGAAUAGGUCUUCGAAAAUCCAUGGAAAAAGAAUUAGCAAAAGUUUCUUCCAUGUUAGGAGUAACAUCGGAAUUUGCAAUUACAGCUUUCCCAGUUAUCUAUCAGAUUAUUAGAGAGCUUAAUCUUCUUAGCUCCGAAAUUGGAAGAAUGGCAUUAUCCACUGCCUUAAUAAGUGAUGUAAUUGGAAUCCAAUUUGUUGUUGUAUUUGAGGCAGUUAAACAAGGUGAACAUAAAAGUAUGGCUGCUUUGUGGUUUCUUAUUUAUUCUUUUUUGAUUGGAGCAUUCAUUUUUGGAGGGGUUAGACAAAUUAUGAUAUGGAUAAUUAAAGCAACCCCAAAAGGCAAGUCAGUGGAGCAAAUUUAUGUUGUUUUCAUACUCGUGGGAGUAAUGCUUUCUGGUUUCGUAUGUGAUUUGGGUGGUAUUGCAGUUGCUAAUGGGCCACUUUGGUUAGGACUCGCCAUUCCAGAUGGCCCGCCAUUAGGAGCUACUCUAGUGGAAAAGACAGAGACAAUUGUCAUGAAUAUUCUCAUGCCAUUUUCAUUUGCAUAUGUUGGGAUGUUCACUGAUAUUUCAUCUAUUUAUACUCAUUGGUCACAUCUUCAGCCAAUUUUUCUUAUGGCUCUCGUAGCUUAUGUUGUUAAAAUGAUUACUGUUCUCUUCACUUCCUAUUUUUUUAAUAUGCCAUUCAGAGAUUGUCUUGCUCUUAGCCUUGUCUUGAGCCUAAGAGGUGAAGUUGAGCUUUUGAUCUUCAUUCACUGGAUAGAUUUGAAGAUGAUUACGAGACCAUAUUUCACAAUGUUAGUGCUAAUGACAAUAGGGGUGACAUCUAUUGUGACUCCCUUGAUUAGUAUGGUAUAUGAUCCAACGAGGCCUUAUAUGAUUAACACAAGAAGGAACAUUCAACAUACCGCUUCAAACAUAGAGUUACACAUUAUAGCUUGCAUACAUAAUGAGGAAAAUGUGCCUGGUAUUAUAAAUAUUCUAUUUGAGGUCUCAAAUCCAACUGCUCAUACGAAUUUUAUGGUUCAUGCCUUGCACCUAAUGGAACUAGUUGGUCGUGCUGCCCCUAUUUUUAUCGAUCACCAAGAUUCAGAAAACUUAGAUCAAAAUCCAAUCCAUAAUGCAUUGAAGCUUUUCGGUGGAGAAAAUAUCAAGAUUAAUUCAUACACAUCAUAUUCUCCUAAGAAGAGCAUGUAUCAAGAUAUAUGCAAGUUGGCGCUAGAGAAGAAGGCUUCUCUUAUUAUACUUCCCUUUUAUAAAGGAACUCAAGUACUGACAAGACAAGGGGUUCAAUUAGUGAACACUAAUGUCUUAAACCAUGCUCCUUGUUCUGUUGGGAUUUAUGUGGAUGGGGGUGCUUCCCCUACUAGUCAUAAUGUACGUAGAUGGUCAUCAAUUCAUCAUUUGGCUUUACUUUUUAUGGGAGGAUCAGAUGCUAGAGAGGCCCUUUCUUAUGCUGAUAGGAUGGCUACAAAUCCAGAUGUAUCACUUACUGCUAUUCGUUUCCUUUCCCAUAAUGGUGAAGGGGAUAAUGAAAUGGAGAAGAAAUUAGAUGAUGGUCUGGUCACAUGGUUUUGGGUGAAGAAUGAAGGUAAUGAACAUGUUAUGUAUAAGGAAAUUGUAGUGAAGAAUGGGGAGGAUACAAUCGCAGCACUUCACACAUUACAGAAUGAACGAUUCUUUGAUCUUUGGAUACUUGGGAGGAAUGAAGGUAUAAAUCCUGUGCUAUUGCAGGGAUUAACAAAUUGGAGUGCUCAAAAUGAACUAGGAGUUAUAGGAGAAUUUCUUGUGUCAAUGAAUUCAGGUACCAUGGCUUCGAUUUUAGUGAUGCAACAACAGAUUUUGAAAGACCAAGAAACCACUUCUCUUGGUUUUCUACAAAAUAUUGCCACUUGUAGAUAGUAGAGACCUCAUAUUAAGGGGCUUUUUUAGGAAUAGAAAUGAUAUAUGUCAACCCAUACAAACAUCAUAAAAUUAUAUACAUAAUUUUCAUCAAGUGUGUGAUGAGUUACACAAAAUUUAAAAAGGAAAAGUACAAGCUCAAAACGGAUGAAUGGAGAGAUUAUACGGUCAAUAUUUAUUGUUAUUGUAAAAUACAAUUUUACUGAGAUAUGUUAUUUCAUGAAAUUGGA